This is a messenger RNA of Corticium candelabrum, 4304 nucleotides long. RefSeq lists its product as uncharacterized. The coding region runs from base 1 to 4299 and encodes 1432 amino acids. Lineage: Eukaryota; Metazoa; Porifera; Homoscleromorpha; Homosclerophorida; Plakinidae. Gene Ontology annotation, molecular function: protein binding; catalytic activity. The record is from RefSeq and is a predicted model, not a curated record. Gene Ontology annotation, biological process: nucleoside metabolic process. The transcript has 10 exons.
AUGGCGUGGUUUGGGACAUCAAAGGCUGGAUGGACGCCUCUGUUUUGUGCUGUGAAUGGGUUUAAAGGAGGACAUCUCGAGAUUGUCCAAUGGCUAAUUGAAGAAUGGAGGGUUCCCGUUGAUGAACCACAAGAUAAAAAGAUGUUCACUCCCUUUCACAUUGCCACCAGGUUAGGAUUUGUUUCUAUAGCAGAGUGUCUUGUUGAGCAUGGAGCAAGCAUAAACUCAACAGCUGAGGAUGGAUAUACACCACUGCAUUGGGCAGCUUUAUACAACCAAGUUGAAAUGGUUAAUUUUCUUGUCGAGAAAAGGGCAGAACUCAGUGUUCAGAACAAGGACAAGAAUACUCCUAUUCAUCUUGCUAAGAAGAGAGGUUAUGACAGAAUAUAUGACAUGAUUGUCAACGCUGGAGCAGAUAUUUCUAUUAGAAAUAUUGAUAGACUAACUCCUGCCGAACUAACGUCUGACUUUCCUUCUGAGAUUCGCUCUCGGGGUGCUGCAGCUAUUCGUCACUUUAGGGCUGCUCUAAGAAAUGGCAAAACUAAGCCACACAGAAUCAAGCUUAUGCUGUUGGGAGAUGCCAGGGUUGGCAAGACGAGCCUUUAUCGCUAUCUCACAGGUCAGGCAUUUAAAGAGGAUCUGGAAAGCACACAAGGAAUCGAGACAAAACUAAUUACCACACCAGAUGUUUAUCCUGUUAGCAACAGAGUGUGGAAGUUUAUUGCUGACCCACAAUCAGAUUUUAAUGACAGGAUAGCUCAGGAAACUGUACGACGUUUGAAAUUUGAUGACAGAGUAGAUCUAGUAGAUGGAUCUCAUCCAUUGAUUGAAGAGCUGCCGGGCCAGGAUGACUUCCAUGACGUGGGAGUGGAUAGUCAUCUGAUGUCGCCAGAAUCAGCAUCAAAACUUCAAGUUAGUGAAAGUCAUUUGCUUCCACCACACUCUACAACAAAUGUAACAGCAAAACCCACCGCAGCUGCAUACUUAGGACAAGCCCUUUCUGGUCCAUUGUUUGUUCCACAAAUAAUUGAAGAGCAUAGUGUGUUGCACAGUCAUUAUCAAGGAUACCAGCAGAGUCUUCAUCGUUUUCAUCACACUUCAACUUCAACUGCCCAAAGGCACAAAAGACAAAGAAAAAGUAAAAGGAAGGCGGAACCAUCACAACAUGAUCUUAGUGAAUUGCCAAUGAAAAGUUUUCUGAAACACUGGCAAUCAAGCAAAAGUGGUUUACAGGAAGAAAAAGCUAUCAAGUUUAGUGUUUGGGACUUUGCAGGUCAACAACUUUAUGAACCCAUGCACCACACAUUUCUCACUAGACGAGCAAUUUAUCUUAUUGUGUUGAAUUUGGCAAAACUAACUGACAAGGGUAUUUCCUUAGUUGAUUGGGAACGAAUCUACUUUUGGUUUGCAUCGGUGCAUGCUCACACUCCUCUCACUCCUGAAGCAGUCAGAAUAUUAUUUGUUGGCACUCACAAAAACAGCUGCAGUCCAGAUAGACUAGACAGUGCAGUAAAACAGCUUUGUGAUACCUUUAAGCAAUCUAAAGAGUUUGCUUGUCAUAUUGAGUAUAUUCAAGUUAAUGACGUUGAUGAGAUCUUGGCUCCAGUAGAGAACUCAUGUGACGACUAUGAAGAUGAGAGUGUUUGCGUUCUUCGCGAUUCUAUUUUGAAAGCAGCCCUAGAUCGAGAUUACAUGAAAGAAGAUAUUCCUUUGAGUUGGCUUCGAUAUGAAGACGAAAUUUUAUUAUAUCAUAAGAAACCAUUACGUACUCAAGGAGGUGAGAAGAUAGAGUCUCGGUGUUUGUUGACAAUGGAGGAGAUGAAAGCUAUUGCUGCCAAGUGUGGUAUUGGUGAUAUAAAAGAAGGUCCUUUUAAGACGAUGAUCACAUUCUUUCAUGAUGUGGGGCUUAUUUUAUUGCCUUCUGAACUGUUGGGAUUGGAUGAAUCCACAAAGAAGUUGCUUGAAGAUGUUGCUCUUCCCAAUCCACAUUGGCUAGUAGAUUUGAUGCAAAUUCUUGUCAAAAUUCCGGAACAAAGUAGCCAGAAUCCCUCAUACAGGGCUGACUGGAUCACUCUAGAAAAAGGAGUUCUUACCUACAGACUGAUGCAUUACAUUAUGCAUGAAAUGCGUGGGUUCUCAGACAAAGAUGUCAAUACAUUGUGCAUUAUAUUUCAAGCAUUGAGAUUCAUUUGCAAGCUCUUACACAGGCAAGUACAUACUUCAGGCAAUGCUCAGCACCAAACAGAAGAAGGAAACAGAAUGACAAUUGAAGACAGUCCGGACAGUCAUAUCGAGUCUAGUCAAGAGGAAGAUGACCAAUGCAGCAAAGAAAGGCACGUUGAGAGGUAUUUAGUACCUUGUCAACUGCCAGAAGAAAAUCUUGAGAUUAAAGAACUGCAAACUAAGAACACUUUCAACAAACGAUUCUACUUUGACUUUCCUACGUUUCUGCCUCCUUGGCUUUUGCUUCAUCUCAUUGUGCGACUUCUUACUUACAUGCAACAACAACCAGACUUGCAGUACAGUAUGCAGUGUGGUUGGCUUCCUUUGUUAUCAAAGAAGACUUGUCUGAUGGCUCAAAAUUCUUACACUCGCUUCAUCAUCAAACUGACGGCAAAUCGAAUUGUUGUAUGUCACCAGCUUAGUGAUUCUGAUUCCAAUGCUGAAAAGAAGUUGAUGACAUGGCUGUUUGAUAUGGUUUCUGAAAUUUGCAAACAAAAUUUUAAAAAUAUCACGUUUAGUUGUGGUCAUCUGUGUCCACAUGUUGAGUGCCUUAAACAUGUUGUAAGCAAAGAAAUUCAUGUUGAUAAAGAAUAUGAUUUGCGUGUCUUUCACUAUGAUGAGCUUAUGAGACUAAGAAAACAAGGUUUCUCUGCUGUGAAGUGUUUUGAUGAACUUCGACGCUCUGCCGCUGAGCAAAACGCUGAUGGGAUCAAGAUACCUUUGAUUACAACAAUCAAUUUUGUCUUAUCAACAGCAGAACAUAAGGGUCACGUGGAGGAGAUGUACAGCUACACAGAUGGCAAGGACCAUUUUAAAGUUACUGUAGUCCCUUGCUUGUUUUCUGAUCCUGACAUGAUUUUAUCUCCGAGUUCUACCAAUAAAGGCACAUCUUUGCAAUAUCGUGUUUCUGCUGCAGUGUCUCAGAGCGGUCUGUCUCAACAAGAGAACAUGUUAGAUGUCGUGGUGGUGACGGCCGUUUCUAUUGAACUCCGGGCUGUCAGGAAAGUUUUGGAAAAAGCUGGUUGCACGUCCUUUCCUAAUUUUCAGAUACGGGAUAGUUCAGACGAAGUUUUGGUGGGCGGUGUGGCUACCAAGCUGCAGUUGCAGAAGUCGACCUUUAAUGUGGGCGUGUUUCUUCUUUUACAAAAGGAACACGAAGGAGCCACGGAUUUCUUGCAAGCAAUAAAAUAUGGCGUAGAGUCUAAGCAAGUGUCAGAAAGUGGAUUAUUAGUCAUGAUUGGCAUGUGUGCAGGAAACCCUGACAGCAGAGUGAAGUUUGGAACCAUCAUGACGCCUCAACUGAUUGCAAAUGAAACUGGUGUUGGUUCAAAGCUUGAUGCAAAGACAGGCAAGUUCGAGACUUCAUUUGCUGAUGCUGAAGUUAGUCACAGGGUCUGUGCAGCAGUUCAAGCGGCUUCACCAGAAUUCUGUGGAUAUGAUUGGCUUGACAAGUAUCUGCCGGAUGAAGUAAAGAAUACUCCUUCACCACUGUUUCUUCAAGAUGCCAUUCUUGCUGCAUUGAAUGUCCAUCCCAACGAAAUGAAUGAGGCCGAGGUGCAUAGAAAACUCUUCAGUGCGUAUGAAAAUUGGCCAGAAAAUAUUAUCACCAAAGAAGUAGUGAAGGAAGCUCUUGGCAUUCUUAAAUGUGAGUACGUCACAGAAAACGAUAAGAAGUUUUCAAUUAAUGAGAAAGGUAGAAAAUGCAUCAAGGACAUCGAAUCUGAUUCUGAUUUUCCACGAAGUGAUUCUCAAGAUCCAGAGGUCAACAAGAAUCCUAUGAUAUCAGGUGCUUUCGUUCUCGAUGACAUGACUGAUAAGCAUUGGGAAAAGCUGAAAGAUCAGGCUGGUAAUAGAAAAGCGAGUGGAUUUGAUAUGGAAGGAUACGGGUAUUUGUCCUAUGCAGGAAAGCAUCUGGGCAUGUUGACCACGUGGUUUGUCAAGGUCGUCACAAACUUCGCUACCAAGGAGUCCAAAAUGGAUUAUUAUCAACAUUAUGGUACCUGUCUUGCAGCUGCAUUUUUCUUACACGUACUAGAGAAAAAUCCAUAUCUCGCAAGAGUCGCUGCCAGGAAAUAAACAUG